GAGGUAAAGUCAAUGAGAACUUUGGGAUGAUCAAUGAUUCCAGACUCACAAAGGAUGGAUUAAGAGCUCCGGUAUUGACUAUCAUGAAACCAGCAUGGAUUCUCUUUCGCACUUGGUGAUUUGGACGACAAGGUCUCAUCUUUAUGCCUAUCCUAGUCUUUUUAGGUGGAAUCUCCAUGUGGGUAUACGUUUAAUCACACAAUUAAAGCUCUUUUUGAUAUCUUAAGCCCCACUAAUUGUGUUAAGAUUUGUUCUUCUGCACCCUUCUUUUUAAUUUUGUGUACUGAGAAUUUGAUUGGAUCGCUGAGUUUUGUUCUUCAAUUAAAUUUAUGCUGUGGGCGUAUGAUGGAUUUUUUGUAUGGAGGUCGUGCCUCUUCGCAUAUAUUCCUGAACUAACCUAUCUCCUUUGUCCUAGUGUGUAUGGGAGUUAUUUAAUUGGAUUUGAUUGAAUCUUGGAUUAAAUAGUUUCCACUUCUCUGAAACGAUUUAGAGUGUAUUUUGGAAUUGUAAAGCUCUUGGAUACAAAAAAGGGAAGGAGGUUCAGAAAUUGAAUAUAUGAUGAGUGACUGAAGGAAUGAGAGGAAAAUUUUAGAACAUGGAUGAUGGAGAAGUAGAGCUCUCUGAUCAGGUCUUCUUAUCAAAUCCAGAUGUAUCUUGUGAUCUACAAGGGUCUGCCUAUGAUUCAUUCCUUGAUGAAUUUUUGAAGAACACUAGGACAUGUACUCACACUCACACCUGCAAUCCACCCGGCCCUGAUGCAGCUCAUACUCACACCUGUUACCAUACACAUACCCAAGUGCUUGCAUCUGAGGAAGAUGAGGGGUCAAAUGACAAAGAGAAAUCUGUCUCAAAAUCUAGAAGACCUUCAGGAAACAGGGAAGCAGUUCGGAAGUAUAGAGAGAAGAAGAAGGCCCAUACUGCUUACUUGGAAGAGGAAGUCAAAAAACUGCGUGUCCUUAACCAGCAAUUGGUUAAGCGAUUACAGGGGCAAGCAAUACUUGAAGCUGAGGCCUUGAGGUUAAAAACCCUAUUAAUAGAUAUUAGAGGCAAAAUCGAUAGUGAGUUGGGUGCUUUUCCUUUACAGAAGCGAUGUAUUUCUACUGUUAGUUUCGAGGAAGGUGAUGGCAGGGUCCAUUCUAUUGAGGGUAAUGAUAUAAGGUGCAACACUGAUGUCCCAUGCCUUCAUCCAGAAGCUGGGCCAUCAUAUCAAGCUCAAAUUGGUGGAAGCACAAAGAUGAUGACCACUUGGGAUGGAAGCUGCCAACCUGCAAUCAUGGACAGUCAGGCAAAUCUAAGUGCUCCUGUUGGCCAAAACAUGGCAAGUGCUGAGGGACAUCCAGAGAGCCUGGUUCCAGAAACCAUGGUCACACUAGAGACCUUGGUCUCAACUGCAUCUCAAUCUGAACAGCAAGAGGGGAGGAUUUAAUUGUAAGUCUUCUGCUUCCGAUAAAGCAUGAAGUCUUUUGAUCUUCUUGUCUUAAUAUUUCCUUAAGUUUGUGAGUAAUAAUGGGCUUUUUCUCCAUAUAGUGUACAGUAAAUGUGACUGCCUAGAAGGCUGAGUACUAUCAUAAAAUACACAUGAAUGUUUGUAUCCUCUAUUUAGUUCAAUAGAAAUCUGUAUUUGGUGAGAA
Telopea speciosissima is the source of this 1631-nucleotide messenger RNA. Its product is annotated as basic leucine zipper 23-like. The transcript is spliced from 2 exons. Gene Ontology annotation, biological process: DNA-templated transcription; regulation of transcription by RNA polymerase II. The record is from RefSeq and is a predicted model, not a curated record. Gene Ontology annotation, molecular function: RNA polymerase II cis-regulatory region sequence-specific DNA binding; DNA-binding transcription factor activity, RNA polymerase II-specific. Lineage: Eukaryota; Viridiplantae; Streptophyta; Magnoliopsida; Proteales; Proteaceae. Bases 596 to 1426 code for a protein of 276 amino acids.